This is a messenger RNA of Cercopithifilaria johnstoni, 1302 nucleotides long. NCBI's taxonomy places the organism in Eukaryota, Metazoa, Nematoda, Chromadorea, Rhabditida, Onchocercidae. The record is from the annotation of a GenBank genome assembly.
AUGUUGUAUCUAAUUUCCAGUAAAGAAACGAUCUGGCAAACGGCAGUUUGCAUUAGUUUACUGUUUGAAACAGUCCGUCCUUAUGUAUCAACAACUUUCCAGUGUUCUGAAGGUUUUUAUUUAUCAACUUUCAACACUGCAUUCGUUGGCAAAGAACGUUAUUACAAAUUUACAUGUUCAGCGUUCGAUAAUAUUCAUAUGCAGAUGAAUGAAACGUGUAGGAUAUCGGAUAGCGCGUCAUCCUCAUUAGAUGACAUAUAUUUAAGCUGCGGAAGCGAUCAGUAUACAGCGGGUGUCAGAAUUAUUGAAGAACAUUCCGAAAAAUUCAGUGUAUGGCAACUACUUUGUUGUAGUAGUAAAUCAAUCAAAAUUCGAAUAGAUGAUUGCAUUGAUACCAAAUUUUUAAAUGAGCACCAUCAGUCAUCAACAUUCUUUACUGGUGCACAAAUUAUACGCAAAUGGCAAGCUGUACUCGAUGAUAAUGACUUACGAUGGUGGCUUCAGUUGUGUCCCGUGGAUAUUCGGGGUAAGAGUAAUAUACAGCAUAGUACUUCCUCAAGAGCUCGACGUCAAAUUCCAUGGCAAUGGACUCGUAGCCGUUUUGAUUCUAUUCAAGUUGAUCCGAUGUUCAUGAAACAGGAUCGUCUAGAUAAUCUGCGCUCGAAGUCUUCUAGUAGCAUCAAUCACAUGCAAACAUUUCCCAAAACUUCAAUUCCGCAAUUCGAGAAUGAGCAAAAAACUGUGCGAAGUUCAAGGAAGCUAACCGCUAAUACAAAUACGAAAACAGCGUUUGUAACAGAGAAGGUACCGCAAUUAUCAGUAUCAAAACCAUUGACAAAUACUACUGCAUCUUCCAUUAAGUCUACAACUUUCUCAGCGGUUAAGGAAGACGUCGCUAUUGAUUAUUAUGAUGUUUACGAUGAAAAUUUUGAUAAAUCGAAACAUGCAAGCAGACAAGGGAUAUUAGGAGGGGUAUCCGAUCUCUUGCAAAAUAUUCAGGACGGCUUAUCAAUAGCGCAAGCAGCUUUACCAUCUCAUGAAAAGCAAGUUUAUGAGAUUGCAACAAGCACCGAUGGACCAGCUUUUGUAUUAAGUCGAGAUGAAGAUUCAUUGACAAUUGGUAUGCAACAUGACACCCAGAAUGGUGCUAGUAAUUCCAGACUUAAAUUUCAGCGAUUUGGCCCAAAACCAUCUCGACCAAAUGCAUCACAGCCAGUAUCAACAUCAUUCAAAUUGGGUAAUCCAGGCGCAAUUCAGCAAAUGUUUCAAUUUUUUGGUCUAUGUAAGAGUCAUGAAUUAUAG